This is a messenger RNA of Centruroides sculpturatus (bark scorpion), 484 nucleotides long. RefSeq lists its product as uncharacterized. NCBI's taxonomy places the organism in Eukaryota, Metazoa, Arthropoda, Arachnida, Scorpiones, Buthidae. The record is from RefSeq and is a predicted model, not a curated record. The transcript is spliced from 6 exons. The coding region runs from base 1 to 444 and encodes 147 amino acids.
AUGAUUCCGAAAUCAUGGUUAGAGUUCACGUAUAAAAGGAUAGAAAAUCCAUACUCGUUAGAUAAUGUUAUGAAGGAUAUUCAAGAAAGUAAACAAGAAAAAAUGAUUCUAGCCAUUUUCUGUUUAAUUUUUAUAAUAUCAGUUAGUGGUGAGAGUAAAAUUCCCUUUGAUAAAUACUGCGUUCAUAAGAAUCCCGAAGCUACUCGUACGUGUGUUAUCGAUAAUAAAAUGCAAGCGAUUAUGGAUGUUGGUACAGAAUGCGCUAAGAAGAUAAACCCGGAUAAGGAUUUAAGUAUUCCUAGCUCCAGGAAAGCCUAUUAUUGCGAUGAAACAAAUAAAAAGGAUAGAGAAGAGUACGUCAAAUGCCUGGACGAUGGUGCAGAAAAUUUAGAUAAUACUGAAGAAUUAUUGAAGAUUAUAUCCAGAUGUUUAGAGGAAAACUAACACUCGAAAUAACAUCACUCGCCAGAUUAUUUCUAUGAAA